Molecule: messenger RNA, 213 nt
Organism: Trichomonas vaginalis G3
Lineage: Eukaryota; Parabasalia; Trichomonadida; Trichomonadidae
Exons: 1
Coding region: 1-213 (70 amino acids)
Source: RefSeq, a predicted model, not a curated record
AUGGCUCAAGUAGCUCAAUUAGGUAAAUUGCCUCGUCAAAUCCUUCUGGCAUUCCGAGUCCUUCCAUCCGACAGGAAGAACUCUUCCUUCCGACAGGAAAAAAUUUUCCUUCCGACAGGAAGAACUCUUCCAUCCGACAGGAAAAAAUUUUCCUUCCGACAGGAAAAAAUUUUCCUUCCGACAGGAAAAAAUUUUCCAGUUGUCCGUCCGUAA